AUGGAAGACCGAUUAGGAUCUGCAUCGAACUCGUUGUCACUGAAUCGUGUUGAUGCAUGUAAUACGUUUUAUUCUAAAAUAAACAGUGAAGAUAUUUUGAUUGUAUCUCCAUCGAAUGCUGUGAAUACCGCAGCUGCUAGUCCUACAACGUCUAGUACUCUUUGUAUGCUUAUAAAUGGUCGUCCUAUUCAACAACGUUAUAAAUUAUUAAACGACGGUCUUAUGCAAGUCUGCCGUGUUCCUCAUGCAAGAAACAUCAUUGAAAAGAUCCGUUUUUCUCGUUUUCUUCGUCGUUGGGAAGAUCAUCAUCUUACUCUUGAACACAAUGAAAUCUUAUCUGAUACGAAUGAAGGUUACAUGGAUCAUCCCAUACUCUACACAUCAAUAGAAGAUAUGUGUCCAUGGUCGAAGACAAAAAUGAUUGAUUCAAAAUAUCGUUUUUGUAUUCGAAUUGUUACAACUGAGUAUAUUUAUUUUUUUCAAGUCAAUACACUUUAUCUAAGAGAUCAGUGGUUUUAUUCGAUGCAAUGGAAACGAAAUAAAUUAAAAUUUGAACGAAUUUUAAGAACGGCACAUCGUCCUGAAAUAUUGCUAAAAGAAAUGAUACAUAUGAUCGAUUUUGCAAUGGCAAUACCAAUUGAAGAUGUUGAAAUUUAUCAAUUUCCACUGGAAAUUAUUUCUGAAAUUCUUCAACAACAACAAUUUUAUUUACCUCGAUUUGUUCAUGAAAAUGUGAUUGUUUCAUUGGCACCGUUACUAGAGAAACAUUAUCCAUCACCAGAAAUAUGUGAUUUUUUUAGUCGACAUUGUCGUGAUAGCCCACGCUCACAAAUUGUUAUUGAAAUGUUUACACCGGUGGUACAAAUAAUUUUAAAACACAAUACUGAUUUCGGCAGAUAUCCUCGAAUGCGAGUAUUUGUUCAAGAGUAUUUAGUGGCGAUAAAUUCACAAAAUGAUGGUUUACGUAUUGUACAAGAGUUUAUUAAGAAAAUGCAUGGUCCAACAAUGGUCUGCCCGUUUCCACGUGUUUUAACUAAUUUUGUAUCUGUUUGUCUCGCCGCUAUUUAUAACUUUUUUGAAGAUCGAAAAAAAUGUAGUUUCUGUUUGGACGAUAAAGAAAGUUGUCGAGCAUAUGAAGAAGCAACCGAAAGUCAACUAGUUUGCUACACAACCAUGUUACAAACAAUGUCCACAUUCGAUGAUUGGAGACCACAACUUGGUUUACUUCUUCAAUCGAUUCCAUUUCCAAAUGAAGCAUUAACAAAUGACCAAUUUAUUGAAAUAUUCAAAAAUGUUGUUAAAAAUAUUGUUGACGAUCCUCGCUGUGAAGUUCAUCAAACAGUAUUAGGAAUUCGAGAAGGAAAAAACGGAUGGUUUGAAAUCUCUUGCUUGGGCAGUAUUGCAUGUGAUGAUGAUGGUGAAAUGUAUUCUCAUAUUCUCAGCAAAUUAAUUUCUUGUUGUUGUCGAAAAAAACGAUUCCUAUUAAGUAUUAAUAAAUUAUUGCCAGCAUUGAUGUUACUUGCAUUACGUGAAAAUCAAAGUUCAUUAGAAACUUUAUGUGCUAUGCUUGAUCUGGAUGCUGUAGAAAAUCGUGAUAAUAAAUUGCAAUUAAUAUCAGCAUUACAAUCAACUCCAACCGGUUCGAAAUUGUAUGCAAAAGUAUGCGACAGACAAAUAGCAUUAAGAGAAUUGCAACAAAAAGGUGGACCGAGAAAGUUAACAUUACCGUCACGUUCUACUGAUGGUGAUUUAGCGAAAUUAUUAUCUAGUGGUUCGUUUGGGAAUCUUGAAUGUCUAAGUUUGGCAUUUACACAUGUAACAAACGCUUGUGCGGAACAAUUAAUUAAAUUGCCAGCACUUCGUUAUUUGAAUCUAUGGUCGACGCAGUUUGGUGAUGCCGGUUUGGAAUUAAUUUCUGAGCAUUUAAAUCGUUUACAAGUACUAAAUCUAUGUGAAACACAAGUCACCGAUAAAGGUUUAAAUUAUUUAGUUUGCAUGAAAAUGCUAAGAAAGCUUAAUUUGAAUUCUACACAUUUAUCUCCAAUAACGUUCGAAGCUUUGAAAGAAAAACUGCCUGCGCUACAAGAAUGCGAUAUACGAUAUACCGAUGCUUGGUGA
Messenger RNA from Rotaria socialis, 2118 nucleotides. NCBI's taxonomy places the organism in Eukaryota, Metazoa, Rotifera, Eurotatoria, Philodinida, Philodinidae. The record is from the annotation of a GenBank genome assembly.